Molecule: messenger RNA, 2008 nt
Organism: Quercus robur (English oak)
Lineage: Eukaryota; Viridiplantae; Streptophyta; Magnoliopsida; Fagales; Fagaceae
Product: UPF0481 protein At3g47200-like
Exons: 2
Coding region: 135-1718 (527 amino acids)
Source: RefSeq, a predicted model, not a curated record
UCUCAAGCUAAAGUUUCCACGCACUACGUCAAGAAUAUAUUACAGUAAAUACGAGUUAAGACAGCAAACUUACAAAAUUCAAUUGCCUUCUUUGGUUCGAACUUUCAUUGGCCGAAAAGGAGCAUUUUGUUUCCAUGGAGAACUCCCAUUCAAGGAGCAGCGGCAUCACUGAGGAGCCCCAGGCGCACAGCAUUUCAAUCGAAACUAGUCAAAAUGAUAUCCUCGAGGCAAGGCUAAGGGAGGCAGAAGAAAAUGCAAAGAAUCAAUCUCAAACACCAAAGAUACAGAAGGUUAUAUUCUAUCUGCGAGAACAAGACGAUUUCCACAAGAAUUAUGAGCCAAAAGUGGUAUCACUCGGUCCAAUCCAUCAUGGUAAGCCAAAUUACCAUCUAGGAGAGAAAUACAAGCUUCGAUUGACAAAUGCAUUCAUCAAAGGUAGCGGUAAGAGCAUGCAAGAUUUAUACAAGAAGAUUAAGGAGAAAAUCAAUGAACUGAGGACAUGCUUCGAGGAGGAGGUGACCGAGGACUAUGAUGAUGAGGCCCUCACUUCGAUUUUGUUAGUGGAUGGCUGUGCAAUAUUACAGUACAUGUAUUGUGCAACUAAAAACAAGUUCAAAGAGUUGAAUAUAAAAACGGACAGUGUAGCAUUUGGGCAACAGGAUUUGUUCUUGCUGGAGAAUCAACUUCCCUAUUGUCUACUCACAUUAUUGAUGAGCUCGAGUGUGAAGGAAAAAGAAUUGAGGAAAUCAAUUGAAACUUACAUUGAUUGGCAUGUUAAUGUACCAGAGGAUCAGCAAUCAAAUUGGUUAUCAUGGAGACACUGCCCAAGAUCGAAGCCACAACAAGCAAAAAGUGAGAAAGAAGAUAGCCAUGAUGAGGAGCAGCCACAAGCACAAAGUGAGAAAGAAAAAAGCCACAAUGAGCCACAACAAGCACAAAGUGCGAAAGAAGAAAGCCACGAUGAGAAGAAGCCACAAGCACAUACCAUAUCAGUGGCUCAGGCUCCAGAGCCCGUCCAUCUCCUUGACCAUCUGAGGACACGAAUGCUUCAUGGACCAAAGUACAUUCCUGAUGGAACGGUUAGUAAAAUCAACCAAAAUAUACAAAAUGUCCAAGAGUACUGGCAAUCCUAUCGCAAUGUCCAGGAGCUUAAAACAGCAGGUAUCCAUUUGAAACGUGGUAAAAAUUGUUACUUGAGUGAGAUAAAAUUCACUAAACAAUUUCUUUUUCGUGGACAACUUCACCUUCCUCCAAUUGUUGUGGAUGACUCAACCAGGCCUAAGUUCCUGAACUUGAUAGCAUAUGAAAGGUGUCUGGAUUUUGAAAAUGAUUUUGGGGUCACCUCUUAUAUAUCCUUCCUUGAUUCACUAAUCGAUGAAGCCAACGAUGUUAAGAUGCUAAGGAAAGCACAGAUACUCCACAAUUUCCUUGGCAGCGAUGAAGAAGUGGCUAAACUCUUCAAUGAGAUAGGCAACGACUUGGUGCCUAACAUCGAAAUAUACAGGGAUGUCAGAUCACAAAUUCAGAAGCACUAUAGGAGCAAGUGGAUGACCUGGAUAGCUCAAGUCUUUCACGACCAUUUCAGUAGUCCCUGGACGUUCAUUGCUUUCUUUGGCGUAUUGUUAGCACUUGCUCUAACUAUCACUCAGACUUGGUAUGCUGUCAACUCUCCCCCAGGACCCUGCGAUAACUUCUGCAAAAACUUAACACCAAAGUAAAUAUGCAAAAGACAGCCGUUUCCAAAAAACAAGGUCAUCCCAAACCCAUAUCAUCUUGUUAAUUUGUUUACAGCUUGGUGUUGAAGUUUUCUUGAAAUAAGUCAGGGUGAUUUUACUUUCUAAUUUGAUGUAAUAUGUGCGGAUUGGAAAUAAUUGUGUCUGAGUUUGUGCGUGAUGUGUGUUAAAGUUUCAUAUGCAAUAAAGUUUCAAGAUGAAUAUAUACUUGAUUCAAAUUCAAAAUAUGUCUAAUUUUGCAAAGCAAGGUGCAUGGCAGUAAACACAAUUGUCUC